AUGCAUUUACAAACCGAUGAUUUCGAAUUUUUAAGCGGUGAUACAAUAACCGGUACGGUUGUACUGGAAAAUACCGAUCUUCUUCAUUUCAUUGCCUUCGGUAGUGAGAUCAUCGUUGAUUGGAAUGAUUUGGAAGCGAGAACUCAAAACGGUUUCACCGUGCAUUACGACCAACGGUUUGAAAACAAAUUGAUAUCCAUCAAUGCACAACGAAGUUUGGUGCGUGAGAGCAUGGAACCAGGAACUCAUUACUAUGAGUUUUCUUUGAAAAUACCUCGAGCCACGCCAUCGUCAUGCACGGCCAAGUUUGGUUACAUUAAAUAUGAACUAUCCCUGGUGCUGCAUGAUACGAAAGGAUUUCAGAAAUUGUACACUCUUCCCAUUCAUAUACAGAGAAGCCUUAAUUUAUCUUUAAACCCGAAACUAUUGAGACCCUUUUGCAAGGAAUUCAAUUACAAUACCAAUUGGUGGUUUUUGCCUUGUGUAAGCAAACCUUUUAAUGCCACAAUUGCUUUGAAUUCUUGUGCAUUUAUACCGGGCGAUCAAAUCGAAUACACCAUAACCGUUGAUAACGCAAGCCGAUAUUUUGAUAUAGAAAAAAUUGAUUUGGUAUUAAUACAAAAGCAUCAAUUUCAAGCUGAACGUCCCUAUAAAAAAUCGCGUCACGAUAUAAAGGUCUUAUUAACAACAACUCAUAAUAAGCCAUGUCGCCGCUUAGCGCAAUGUAUUGUGACCGGAUGUCUUCAGUUACCUGAAACGUUACCGAUUACCAGUCAGGAUCCAACUAUAAUUAUGGUUAAUUAUUCACUACAUAUAUUUAUUGAAAUGCGAGGCUUUAAUAACAGCAGCUACUUAAGAAUACCAAUAAUCAUAGGGAGUCAUAACGAAGAGAUUCGAUUGAUGGCAAAUUCUGCGCUGGAUCAUGUCAUUAACAUAGCAGAUAAAAAUGAAUGUUCUGAAAAUCUUCAAGCGGAAUGCAUUGUGUAA
Molecule: messenger RNA, 987 nt
Organism: Glossina fuscipes
Lineage: Eukaryota; Metazoa; Arthropoda; Insecta; Diptera; Glossinidae
Product: arrestin domain-containing protein 5-like
Exons: 4
Coding region: 1-987 (328 amino acids)
Biological process (GO): protein transport
Cellular component (GO): cytoplasm
Source: RefSeq, a predicted model, not a curated record